Bemisia tabaci is the source of this 2675-nucleotide messenger RNA. RefSeq names its product kynurenine aminotransferase. Lineage: Eukaryota; Metazoa; Arthropoda; Insecta; Hemiptera; Aleyrodidae. Gene Ontology annotation, cellular component: cytoplasm; mitochondrion. Gene Ontology annotation, biological process: biosynthetic process. Gene Ontology annotation, molecular function: pyridoxal phosphate binding; L-kynurenine:2-oxoglutarate transaminase activity. The record is from RefSeq and is a predicted model, not a curated record.
UUAAGGAAAUUUUCAAGAAAUGACGUAAAUUAGCUCUGAAUGUAAAGAGCGAAGUAUAACAGGAAUUUUGCAAAUCCUCCCACGAUACUCUAUUUUUUUCCCGCUUUAACCAGCAGCAUAUAUACUCACAACAAACAGAUGCCUCUCUUAGUUUGUUGACAGUGAAGGCAUUGCAUUUUUUGAAGUGCCAAAACGUUUAUACUUACACGAUUCCUUCGCGAUUAGGAUAGUUCCUUCAAAAUUACUAGGUCUACAUAUCAGGCUGUUGACGAAGCAGUCACAUUGUUUUGUGAAAUACUUCUUUUCCCUCCAAUCUGCUUAAUUUUUAAAGUAUUAAAUUUUCAGAUACAGGCGGUUCUCGUUUUUAUUGGAUGAAACAAUUUUAAUCUUCAGUUUACUCAGUUGAUAAGUUGCAUCUAACAUUCUAGGCCCUGUUUAAAAGUGCUUCAAUGUACGAUAAAUUCUGCCUCCCGGAGAGAUAUGAAGGCACUGAGUACUGUGUGUGGAUGGAGUACCGACAGCUGGCAUUGGAAUACAAGCCCGAGUGUGACCUGAGCUCAGGUUUUCCUGACUUUCCUGCAUUUCCAGAUCACCUGAAAAAAUACGUUGCCGAAGUCACCAAUGACAAGGAUUUAGAUCACGUUCUGUACCAAUACACUCGAGGCUAUGGUCAUCCGCGACUGGUCAACGCCAUCUCCAAAUUGUACAGCAAGUUGGUCGGAAGGCACAUUCAACCGAUGUCCGAAGUUCUGGUUACCAUCGGUGGCUGUGAGGCGCUUUACUGCGCUAUUAAUGGACAUGUUGGUCCGGGAGAUGAAGUCAUUAUCAUCGAACCGUUCUUCGAUUGCUACGAGUCCAUGACGAUUUGUGCGGGUGGCACUCCGGUUUUCGUUCCUCUCAGAAAUAAAGGAAAGAGCUCUGAUUGUGCAAGUUCGAGAGAUUGGGUCCUGGAUCCGGACGAGUUGACAAGAGCAUUCAGCAACAAAACCAAAUUAUUUAUUUUAAACACACCUCACAACCCCUUGGGUAAAGUAUUUACCUUUGAAGAACUUCACUUAAUUGCUAAAUUAUGCAAGAAGUAUAAUGUGAUCUGCGUUUCCGAUGAAGUUUACGAAUGGUUGGUCUACAAACCAGCGCGACACAUCAGGAUGGCUACUCUGCCAGGAAUGUGGGAACGGACAAUCACCAUAGGUUCGGCUGGUAAAACGUUCAGUGCGACUGGUUUGAAAUUAGGAUGGGCGUUCUCUCCGGCUAAAUUGAUGAAGAAUUUGUUCAUAGCUCAUCAGAACAGUGUGCGUUGUGGGGUCACGUUAAUUCAGGAAGUGGCAGCUCGGUGUUUAGAGCACGAAACGUCCUUGCUUGGUACAUCCGACAGUUACCUCGAAAACCUAUCCACUGGUUUGCAACCCAAACGAGACUACUUCUGUCGAGUUUUAACAGAUGCAGGUUUUAAUCCGUCGAUCCCGGAAGGAGGCUACUUCGUUUUUAGUAAAUGGUCAAACUUAGCUCACAGGGUAAACUUGAGCUCUGAAAAGGAUCCAUACAUAGACUUCAAAUUCACAAAAUGGAUGACGAAAAACUUGAAAUUACACGGAAUCCCUGUGUCCUGCUUCUACCGUGAACAGAACCGGUCUCUUGGCGAAAAUUACGUCCGCUACUGUUAUUUCAAGAAAGACGAAACUUUAGCCAAAGCAGAAGCAAUCCUCACGAAUUGGAGCGGAAGGUCGGAAAAAGAAACUUGAUAGAAAACGCGCACUCCGCAAAUACUCUCUGUUGUGUUGCAGCGAUAAAUCUCUGCGUGUAUCAAUUUAAUUUAUCAUAUUAUGUAUUUUUGUAAGGUUUUUAUACUUUUUUCAUUGAUGGUUCCCUAUUCAGUUUUAAAAGACGACCGAGUUACCAUUUUUUAACUGUACAUUUAAGAUGUAAUUAUGCACAAAGAAUAGACUGUUAAAUUACUCCCUAUAGGAGGAAGAGUUCUGAGUAUUUCUAGUAGUUCCCCAAGUAUCUAAGUAUUUUAUGUAACUUGUGACUCUUUUUGCGAUGUGACAAUCGCAUGCACUCAAAAUUAAAGUGAUUUCGGUCUGUUGCAAGUUUUGAUUACAAAUUGCACAAUCUGAGUAUCACUGCAAAACUUCUAGUCAUUUUUACAAAGAAUGAUUAAGUCAAUGUUGUCCAUUUCAUCUCGGAAUAGCGCCUUGUGCGUCGAGCAAGCACGAGCGAAAGAUAAAUUGCCUAACCGCAAAUCCGAAGGAAAUUCUUUAACUUUCAGCCUACCUCGUCUCGUAUGGCGAACAGCUGCGCUUUGCUUCGACAGAUGCUUUGAAGCUACAAACGUGAUUUAUAUCGCAGCUGAAUACCUUUCUUUAAAGAAAAGUCCACCUCCCAAAAAUAAAUCCAGGCAACGAAAAACAGGGCUAAACAUUUUCGCGAACUGGAAAUUGUUUUUUCCACAUGCCAUUCCGUUCCCUAGAAGAGCACCGCAGCCAAAAAUAUUUAAUUAUUUAGUCCUUUGAUCGUACAAUAAGAGCGCUCUUAAGUAACGAGACACCAAAAAAUUGUAGGAGCAGUCAAUGAAUUUAUUGAACAUUACGACGGUGAAAGUUGGCAAUCACAUAACUCGGUUUGCGACGUCGCAGACUUCCUGUCAUACUUUAUUUUUUAAAGGGAAAACUACU